Messenger RNA from Fusarium proliferatum ET1, 1701 nucleotides. RefSeq lists its product as uncharacterized. NCBI's taxonomy places the organism in Eukaryota, Fungi, Ascomycota, Sordariomycetes, Hypocreales, Nectriaceae. The coding region runs from base 1 to 1701 and encodes 566 amino acids. The record is from RefSeq and is a predicted model, not a curated record. The transcript is spliced from 7 exons.
AUGUCAGUGCCCAGAAAAAGAAAAGGCCUCCUCAUAGGCCCGCUAGGACCUGCAGCAUUACAAUUAACGCGUAGAAGCCGCGCAUCAUCAAGAGUUGGCGAGUCUAGGGGGAACUCUCUGUACAACUAUGAGCCCAUUGAAGACAGCAAAGAGUCACUACGCAACUCUACAAUCCCCGAUGCAACUGGCUCCAGCGAGGUCUAUGGGGUCAGUCUCACCCCAACAAGUGGGCUACGUACUGCAAACGCAAAGCGGAAGACUGGUACGCACGUAACGGCACGUAACGGCACGUACACACUGGCUCAGUUGGACAGUGAAAUAGCCCGACUUGAGAGCCUCUUGAGGUCUUACGAGCUGGCAAGCUCACUAGUUGAUAAGGACAAGGAUGGAAAGCCACAGUACCCAGUGGCGGCAAGGCAAGCCGGGAGACCCAUGGGAAAGCCCAAAAGGAAGUCCUUAACGCCCAACAAAAGCUUCAGGCUGCUCAAGACCAGAAGAAAACAAACCAGCAAGCUUGGAAUGAGUACACUCAAAUCGGCGCUCAACUGGUUCGACAGAAAAGAAACCACAAUUAAGCAGGAGCUGGAUAGGCUCAAGUCGCUACGCGUAGCCAAGGCUAGAGACGAUACAAACAAUGCCACAAGCGUACCGGUACUUGUGUCUGCAACAGCUCCGGCUGAGAACAAUGGAGAGCUAGCAGGUACAACGCUGGCAGCUCGAGGUUCGGAGAUGGCCAAUCCGGUUUUCAAAUCUCCUUCGGACCGGCCUCUGAUUGCACAAGACGCAGACCCAUGGACAAACAUCACCUUUUCCUACUCUGCUUCAGAUGUCAGUAAUCAUUCCAAAGAGUCAGAGUGGGUCGGACAUGGCAGGCUGCGACGUGAGCAUUUCUUUCUCCGCCCUCGUUAUCAAUAUCAACCGCCCUUAACUUUUUGUGGUGUCAACAUCGAGGUUGCAAAGGGAGUCAACCUGAGCCCAGGCCCAAUUCUACUCCAGAAGAUGAUCAAGGAGCAGAACGCCGCUGAUAUUGCGAUAUGUAGCCAAUUUCCAGCCUACCCAACUUCCUUCAUUGUAGCCGCCGAUACGACUAUCAAAUUCACGGGCGCCACGAAGCACAUAGAGGAACAUUUUGAUUCUUACAGUAACUCAGGAGGUGCUUCGGUUGGAUAUGGGCCUUGGUCGGUAUCGAGUACCUUUCAUAAGUCUGCUAAUUAUUGGAUGGAGGGGGUAACGGUCAAUGUACGUUAUGCAAGAUUGGCCGUGUUGCCCGUUUCGGUAUUAGUUGAGCCAUCGUAUGAGGCUUCUGUGUUUCGAAAGUCGGGCAGGAUAGGAGACUCGUCGUGUUCUAACGAAUUGAAGAUGAGUCUGUGCGGUGUCACUAAAGAAGAAAAUAAGGGUUGCUCGUCCAGUGGUGACCAAAGCGAUAGCCAGCUUGUAGUCCUUGUAAUUCUCGUCGACAGCCUUUUAGACUCGCCAUUGAAACCACCAAUAAUCACAACGGGCGCUUGCUUGCCCCCAGGCGUUGACUGCGAAAGACACAUUGUUAUCUCCGCCGCAAUUGGCAUCGUCAUUUCCUCGGAUACGUGCCUCGAUCAGGUCAAGGAAUCCAAUGUCCAGGGCGCGGAGAUGCUGGAUGAUGUAAGUGAAGGUCGGGGAAAAGUCGUUCAUUCCCAUGCCUAUGAAGUCGCUCCAUGGGCUUAA